UCGUGUGGCUGGCGCGAGAGGGCCAACUCCAUGGCAACGGGACAGCAACAAGAAGAAGACAGGCUGAUAUGGCGGAGUCGAGGAUGGAGGAAGUCAAAGUGUCUCCUAAAAGAGUUUUUAUCAACAGACUAGACUGCUACGCUUCUAAAUGGAUCGCCAAGUUCCUGUGUGAGUGUGUGGUGGGGGGGACGGAGACUGAUGAAGAGGAGGAGAGACUCACACCAACCCGCAGCGGAGCUCCAUCCUUUCACCUGGUGGGAACUGUCUCUGACAACGAGGACAGACCACACGUCCUGGAGGAGUACAGACAACUGAACAGGGAUGAGCUACUUUCAAAGCUGAUGGACUGUGACGUCGUCAUCUACAACAUUACCCAGCAUGCCGAGCAGGUGGAAGAAGCCUUCUGGGCUGUUACAGCUCUCCACAAGGAAAUGGACCAUUUUUCUGGACCAAAGAUGUUCAUCCUCGUCUCCACGGUGAUGACCUGGGCGUGCAGCAAGCCAGACCAGCCUGACACUCCUUUCACUGAUGAGCUUUUCCGGAUAAGAAAAGCACAUCCCAACUUCAGACAGCACAUUGACCUGGAGAAGAGGGUGGUCAAAAUCGGCAAAACUAACAGGAAAUUGUUGUCGACAUACGUGGUGGCGUCAGGACUCCAGUACGGGAUGGGAGAGCAGCUCUUCCACUUCUUUUUCAAGACGUCAUGGCUGGGACAAGAACAUGAAAUACCUGUCUUCGGAGACGGCAACAGCAUCGUCCCCACGAUUCACAUCAGUGACCUUGCAAGUGUGAUUCAGAACGUGAUUGAACAUCGGCCCGAGCCGUAUUACCUGCUAGCUGUGGACGAUUCCAGCAACACCAUGGAGGACAUAGUGAAGGCAGUUGCCUUUUUUCUUGGACCUGGGAAGAUCCAGAAGAGGCCAUGUGAGGAAGCCUUCCUCAUACAGGACUGGAGUGUAAUGGAAAUUGAUUCCUUGCUGGUCAACCUACAUAUGGAGGGUGCCCUCCUUAAAGAACUGUUCUCCAUCAACUGGUUGUGUGAGUUUGGUCUGGUGGAUAACAUCCAGCUGGUGGUAGAGGAAUACCAGCAGACCAGGGGACUACUGCCCAUCCGUCUGUGUGUGUUGGGUCCUCCUGCGGUGGGGAAGAGCACAAUGUCCAAACAGAUCUGUGAAUAUUAUCACCUCCAUCACAUCACCCUGAAGGAGACCAUCUCUGAAACCAUCUCACAACUGGAAGAAACUGUGAAGAAUGCUAAUCCAGAUGCAGAGAAUGACGACUCUACAGCAGAGGCCAAGGAGCUGCUGAACAGCCUGAACAACAGUAUGGAGCAGAACGGAGGUCUUUUGGAUGACCAGCUGCUGGUGAGGGUGGUGAAGGAUAAGCUGAUGUCUAACCCGUGCAGAAACCAGGGAUUCAUUCUCGACGGCUUUCCCAAGACAUAUGAACAAGCUAAAGAGCUCUUCUGUGCUGAAGAACAUGAAUCAGAAGAUGGAACAUCCCAGAUUUCAUUAUUCAGCAAGACAAAUAUGCCAGAGUUUGUGUUGUGCCUGGAUGCGUCAGAUGCCUUCCUAAAGGAUCGGAUGAUGAACCUGCCGGAGAGGCUGGUACAGGAACACAACUACAAGCAGGAUCACGUCCUACGACGACUGGCCAGAUACAGAAAGAACAACACGGAAGAUGAAACUGUUGUGAACUACUUUGACGAGCUGGACAUCACCCCUCUGUACCUGGAGAUCACCAGCAGCGAUGAACCUGACUGCCUGCUGCUGAUGCAGAAGAUCUUAGACACGGUGGGCCGGCCCAGGAACUACGGCCCCAGAAGCCAGGAGGUGGAGGAAGAGGAGAGGAGGAAGGCUGAGGAGAAGAUGAGUAGAGAGGCCCAGGAGGAGGCUGAGGAGGAGAGGAGGGAGGCAGAGGAGGCCGAACACAGGGCUGCACGCUGGGAGGAGUGGACGAAGGGUCUGGAGGAGGUGAGGCAGCAGGAGGAGGAGCUGCUGGAGGCCCAGUCAGUCCCUUUGAGGAACUACCUGAUGGAGCACGUCAUGCCCACCCUGAGCCAGGGCCUGAUGGAGUGCUGCACAGCCCGACCUCAGGACCCCGUGGACUUCCUGGCGGAGUUCUUGAUGGAGAACAAUCCCCUUAACUACUAAAAGUGGAGGUCAUUUCUUCUCGCCGCACCUACACACGACGCAAAUACAAAACAAAACCUGAAAUAAAAAUUGUUUUUCUCUCCA
Messenger RNA from Sebastes umbrosus (honeycomb rockfish), 2237 nucleotides. RefSeq names its product adenylate kinase 7b (gene ak7b). NCBI's taxonomy places the organism in Eukaryota, Metazoa, Chordata, Actinopteri, Perciformes, Sebastidae. The record is from RefSeq and is a predicted model, not a curated record. Gene Ontology annotation, molecular function: ATP binding; AMP kinase activity. The transcript is spliced from 18 exons. The coding region runs from base 69 to 2153 and encodes 694 amino acids. Gene Ontology annotation, biological process: nucleobase-containing compound metabolic process. Gene Ontology annotation, cellular component: cytoplasm.